AUGGACUUGUUUGCUACUGUAUCACGUCUUCCAUUUUCUGUAUUAGGUCCACAUCGUAGUGAUACAUGUACUGUUGAUCGUUUAAAUUAUAAAUAUACAGUUAUUCUAUUAGUUAUAUUUUCAAUUGUUGUUUCAAAUAAACAAUUUUCAUCUGAUCAUAUAGCUUGUUGGGUUCCAGGACAUUUUACUCGAAGCUACGAAGUUUAUUCAAAUAAUAUUUGUUGGGUGUCAAAUACUUACUACGUACAAGAAACAGAAACAUUACCAUUGGAUGAAACAAAGAAAAAAGAACGAGUUGUUAAGUAUUAUCAGUGGACACCAUUUAUUUUAUUAUUUCAAGCUGUUUUAUUUUAUUUACCACGAAUGAUGUGGCGUUCAUUAAGUGCCAAAUCAGGUAUUAAUAUUGUUAAUUUAGUUGAUGCUGCUUUAAAUUAUCAAACGGCUGAUCGUUUUGAAGAUCGUCAAAAAAUCAUGUCUUAUUUGACUAAAAGUAUUGAUCAAUAUGUUUAUAUGAGAAAACGUAAACGUAAACGAUUUGAUUUUAUUCGACGUUUAAUUGCUUUUAUUCUUUGUGUACCUGGUCGUAAAAUGGGCUCAUAUUUACUUAUAUUAUUUUUUGUUACAAAAAUUUUAUUUAUUGCUAAUGCAAUUGGACAAUUAUUUCUAUUGAAUAUAUUCUUAGGACAUAAUUUUGCAUCUUAUGGUGUUGAAUUAAUAAAAAAAAUUUUAAGUGGAGAAGAUUUAACUGAAUCAGUCUAUUUUCCAAGAGUAACAAUGUGUGAAUUUGCAGUAAGAAAUAUACAAAAUGUUCACGUACAUACUGUUCAAUGUGUAUUACCUAUUAAUUUAUUUAAUGAAAAAGCAUUUUUAUUUAUAUGGUUUUGGUUAGCAUUUUUGACUAUAUGUAAUUCAUAUGAUUUAUUAGCGUGGUUUGUUCGUUCAUUCGGUCGUGUACGAUAUCAAUAUAUUAAAAAACGUUUAGAAUUAAUGCAAAGUGACACACAUUUAAGACGAUUACCAGCUAAAGAAUUUAUUUAUCGUUAUUUACAACAUGAUGGUGUAUUAAUAUUAAGACUUCUUGCAUAUAAUUCCAGUGAUCUUGUUGUGACAGAAGUUAUACAAAAUUUAUGGAGGUUUUAUAAACAAUAUCCUACAGGUGGACAAGGUGGUGGUGGACCGGGAAGUGCAUCAUCGGCCGCAUCGAGUGCUGCUCAAUCAUCAAGAGGAAGACAGAAAACUACGAUGAUGGAUGGCAACAAUUCAUUGUUUGGUCUCAAUCCAACAUCAUCACAGCAACCACUCUAUUAUUUUUCACAUCAUCAAAAUGAAGAUCAUGGACGUUCCUAG
This is a messenger RNA of Didymodactylos carnosus, 1347 nucleotides long. Lineage: Eukaryota; Metazoa; Rotifera; Eurotatoria; Philodinida; Philodinidae. The record is from the annotation of a GenBank genome assembly.